Molecule: messenger RNA, 2332 nt
Organism: Phlebotomus papatasi
Lineage: Eukaryota; Metazoa; Arthropoda; Insecta; Diptera; Psychodidae
Product: sodium-independent sulfate anion transporter
Exons: 5
Coding region: 288-2093 (601 amino acids)
Biological process (GO): transmembrane transport
Cellular component (GO): membrane
Molecular function (GO): sulfate transmembrane transporter activity
Source: RefSeq, a predicted model, not a curated record
AGUGUCAGGAACUGGUCGCGGUAUCAGUUUGCCUCUAGAUGUUCUCCAGUGAAGACUGGUUUUUAACCAUUUCUGUGUGUGCCGUACAAAUUUCUGUUUACAUCUUUGCCUCCUAAAGAGCCCCCCAAGAAAAGGUGCAUUAAUACUCUUGGAUUUUGCACCAGAAACACUCCACCAGAGAAGUACUUUCUUUUCCACAUCUCAGUAGAGUUGGUGAUUGAAAGCGCCCUCGUUGCUGGAGUGUUAUCGUGGUGUCUGGAGGAUUCGGUUGAAGUAGAGACACAAGAAUGGGACUGAACAAAGUGGAGAAGUGGAUUCCGGGAGCACGCUGGCUGCGUGGGUACACUGGUCAGGAUGCCGUGGCGGAUGUAAUUGCGGGCAUCACCGUGGGACUCACAGUGCUGCCACAGGGACUCGCUUAUGCUACGCUAGCUGGCCUGGAACCACAGUAUGGCCUAUACUCGGCCUUCAUGGGUGGGGUGGUGUAUGCACUUCUUGGUGGAUGUCGAGAAGUUACCAUUGGUCCCACAGCCCUAUUGUCCCUCAUGACAAGUCGUCACACGGGCCUAGGCGGUGAAUCAGGCCCACAUCUGGCGAUUCUGUUGUGUUUCCUCGCCGGAAUUGUAGAAUGUGUGAUGGGUCUCUUGCGCCUGGGCGCUCUUGUGGAUUUAAUCUCAACUCCAGUAACUGUAGGAUUCACUUCAGCCACCGCUGUGAUCAUCGGAGCAUCGCAGCUUAAGGGGCUUCUAGGGCUUAAGGGAGGUGGCGGAUCUGGAUUUAUCGCCACAGUUCAGACAGUCUUCACAAAAGCUGACCAAAUUAGGCCCUCAGAUGCAGCCCUCGGUAUCUGCUCCAUUGGAAUUCUCCUUCUGAUGAGGAAAUUAAAGGACUUCAAGACUCCUGACAAUGCUCCGAGAGGAAGAAGAAUCUUCGGUGGAACUCUCUGGCUGAUUGGUACCUCUAGAAAUGCUCUUUUGGUGUUUUUUACCAGUUUGGGAGCCUAUUUUGCAGCACAGUCUGGAAAGGCUCCCUUCAUACUCACAGGAACUGUGAGGAGUGGAUUGCCGGACUUUGGCCUGCCACCUUUCUCCACCACCAGGGCAGACACAAACGGAACAUUGGUGGAAAUGGACUUCAAAGAUAUGAUCUCUGAACUUGGCGCCUCAAUAGCUCUGGUGCCCAUAAUUGCAGUCCUGGGCAAUGUGGCCAUCUCCAAGGCGUUUGGAGGCAGUGGAAUUGAUGCCACGCGCGAACUCGUGGCUCUCUCGUUGAGCAAUGUUUUGGGCUCAUUUGUGUCCUCGAUGCCCGUAACUGGAUCCUUCUCACGCAGUGCCGUUAAUCAUGCCAGUGGAGUUCGAAGUCCCAUUGGUGGAGUUUACACUGGAGCCCUGGUUUUAUUGGCCCUGGGCCUUCUUACGCCCUACUUUCACUAUAUUCCCCGUGCAGCUCUCAGUGCUGUGAUCAUCUCUGCAGUGAUCUUUAUGAUUGAGUACGAGGUGAUUCGGCCACUGUGGCGUUGCAGCCGACGCGAACUUCUUCCUGGUGCCAUCACCUUCAUCCUUAGUCUCUGGGUUGGUGUGGAAAUUGGACUGUUGGCCGGUGUUGUGGCUGAUUUGGGUUUUCUGGUGUACAGAGCUGCUAGACCAGCGUUAAUUGUAGAACGAUCUGAGACAAUGAGUGGGGUGAAUUAUAUCCUGGUGAGGCCACGUUACAGUCUCCUAUAUUUCCCUGCCAUUGAAUGGGUACGCAGUGGAAUCUCUAAGGCGGUCAAGGAGCAUGGAAAAGCUCCAGUUGUGCUGGAUUGCAGAAAUUUACAUGAAUUUGACUUUACUGCAGCCAGAGGAUUGGGUGAUUUGCACAAGGAAUUGGCGGCAUCGUCGGUGAGUCUGGUGCUCCUGGGACCGCCAAAGGAAGUCACAACAGUACUCAAAGGUGCAAUAAAUACGACAAUUUCCGAAGCACCAAAUGAUGCUGAACUGGACAGGCUACUCCAGGACUUACUGUCGGAGCAUGCAAAGAAUGAGAUGAAGGAGAUUGUUGUGCCAUUGCUGAAUGGCAAUGAAAGAGCUGAGUCAGAUGAUAAAAGCCAAUGACGUCGUGUUCACAGAGUCUCAAAUGCACAUUUAAGAACUCUCUAAAAAAAAAAAACAAAAAGUGUAUAACAUUUCAUGCCGCUCUCCCCGUCACGAAGACUUCAAGUGUAUCUCUAUACAAAUUGAGUUUUUUUUUGUAUUAUUUAAUGUUACUGUACACGACAUGAGGCAUUCUUAUUGCAAUACGUUAUUGCUUAUCUGAAAAUACAAUGUCUUUUUGUAAAUAUUUCAUAGCAAAA